GCUUCCUUUUCCGGUCCGCGGGCUGCGGAAGCUGAAAGGGCUGUGAUUCACUCUCACCUGUGCGGCGCCCGGGGCCGUCCAGAGAAGAAGCCAGGCGACCAGUAAAACAUGAACGGAAGAGUGGAUUAUUUGGUCACAGAGGAAGAGAUCAAUCUUACCAGAGGACCCUCAGUGUCACGAAGCUGUUUGUUUACUUCAGUUGCUAUCCUGUUGGAGGUUUUAGGUCUGGGCUUCAACAUCGUCGGUGGGACAGAUCAGCAGUAUGUCUCUAAUGACAGUGGCAUCUACGUCAGCAGCAUCAAAGAGAACGGGGCUGCAGCCCAGGAUGGGCGACUCCAGGAGGGUGACAAGAUCCUCUCGGUAAAUGGCCACGACCUAAAGAACCUGCAGCACCGAGAUGCUGUAGCCCUUUUCCGUAAUGCUGGCUAUGCUGUGUCCCUGAAAGUGCAACACAGGUUACAGGUGCAGAAUGGACCUACAAGCCAUCGAGGUGAAGGGGAGCCAAGUAGUAUUCCCAUAGCUGUGGUGCUGCUGCCAGUGUUUGCCCUCACCGUGGUAGCAGCCUGGGCCUUCAUGAGAUACCGGCAACAGCUUUGAAAGGCUUGUUCUCUUCUGGCUCCCAGUGAACUUACCAUUUCUCUCGACUUCCUUCCCUACCAUUCUCCCAUAUCUUUCCUUCUCUCUUUGUAGCCAAAAUAUGAUUUAAAGUGAAAGAUUCCCACUGUGAACUUUGCUGUUCAAAAUCCCCAAGCCUUUGUAUUCUAAUGGGAGAGUAAAGGUAUUGUUUGAAGGAAAGCUGAAGAAAAGACUUGCUUAGAACAAGUGGGGAGUUUUGUGUUUUACCAAGAUUGCCAAUAGAAAUUCAGCUACCACCCAAAGAGGGAAAAGUCCAGUCUUCCUGUCACCAUGGGUGAUACCUUUUUUCUUAGCUGGCAUAUCUUGAAAGCCAGUGGUAAGACAUGAGAGGAAGAGGGGAUUUUUCUUUUAAUGAUCUUCCUUGAGAAGUGUUUGUGGCCUUUAUUUAAAUAAUUUCUAAUUACAUACAUGGGUGCCUGAUUUAGACACAGGAUAUUGAGGAGAGCUUUUUACUUUUUUAAAAAAGCAAAUACAUAUAUAUAGUACAUACUCAUGUGCAAAUAUGAUAGUAUCAUAUUGAUAUCUUGUGGAGACUUAAAGAGGUAAGAAAGCUACUCUCUGAUUUCCAGGUUUCUCUUUUAAGGAAUGAUUUUAACUGAAGAAUAUAAAGAAUUAUUUGUAGAGCAUGUACAGCGGGAAUGAGGAAGUGAACUUUAAAAACUAAUGCUCAGAGGCAUUAAAAAAUAAACAGCCAAAUAGAAAAUCAUAGAAAGUAUUUGUUUUCAGAAUAGCUAUGGUAAAAUUGAGGUGCAGUGCCAUAAAACAGCCCUGCUUCAGUGAAUGUUAAAAAAAAAAAAAAAAAACAAAAACCAAAAAUACCAAACCAAACAAAAAUACUCUUAAGGUUUAAUGAUAAGUCACACUGCUACCUCUGGACUAUUACAGUGAUUUCUCAGUACCCCGCAGUGCAUUAAAGGAUCAGCUGAGAUGACUGUGAUCAGGGCUUUAGCAGUGGGACAAACCAACCCAGGGAGACAACUCUAAAAGAACGAGGUCGUACUUCAGGUGUAUUAUCUGACCCUCUCAGACUAUUCAGUAUUUCUGGUUUUUAAAUAACAGGCAAAACCUGAAAGAAGGCAUAAAAUUAGCUCUGUUCUGGGUUAGUUAUUGUCUGGACUGCUGGUUUUUAAAAAACAGCUUUUGAUAAGUUAAGAAACUUUUUCAGGAAAAGGAAAAAAUGGGUUUUGUUUGGUGGAUGCUUUCUGGGGAAAACCUGAGAAUAGACUAUGGAUGAAUGGAAGCUAUGAAAUACCAGGAAUAUUGGUGAAGUGGAAUCUAUCCUCUUCAUGUAGUAUUUAAGUUAGUUUUAAAGCCCUGAGGAUAGUAAAUGGGCUAAUUUCUGGCUUUAAUUUCCAUUCUCCAGACAGCAGGCCAGACUGUAGGCUUUAUAUCAUUUUGACUUAAGAUUAUUAGAACUGUCCUUUAGAUAAUCAGUUAUACCCAAUUUUAGCAAGGACAGUCUAAGCAGCCAUUUAACAAAUGCUGAUGGAUGUUAGCUUUGUUAAGACUCAUUUGCAAAGAAGGAAAAUAUAUAACCUUUAUCCUAAAAGGCUUUCUGAGUCAGUUGGGAAGAAAACACUUAAAAUAGAAUUAGUUGCAGAAGUUGGGAUUGGUAAAUUGGUGUCAGCUUUAUAUUGCAGACUCUUACAUUGCAGAGAGAAAAGUUAACUGAGAAAUGAGGCCAGUCAGAAAGUUCCCACAGAGAAAGGGAACAAACUAAGGACUCUUAAGGAGCUGACAGUGUAGUUAACAAAAGAUUUCCUAAAUAGGUGAGUACUGUAUAUCAUCCAUCUGGUUAAGUAACCAUUAAGUUAACCGUGUAGAGCAUGAUGCAGUACAAAGAUGUGCAGAUGACUGUUGUCACAGUUUUUAGAAAUUCAGAAAAGGAAGCUGUCACUUAAUGGCAUCAGAGUGGAAAGAUAUGGCAUUUAAAAAUAAAGAAUCCUUGCCUCUGGAUCAACUAUUGACCAUAAACAAUCUUGGCAUACUUUUUGCCUUUCAACCUGAAUUGUUUGAUACUUUUCGAAGCUCAUUUAGAUAAUCAGACUCAUUGUGGGUUCUACAGAGAAACACCAACAGUAUUCCAGCUUUCAUCUCCCCACUCCUGUAUGUGAUGUCAUGUGCAGCAGCUACAGUGGGCCUGCUUACCUCCCAGGAUUCCCCUCAGGCCUUGGACAUUAACUCUUGAAAGAACUUAUGACACAAAAUGGAGCAAAUGGCAAGUAGAAAAGAAAAUAAUUUAGAUUUUUGUUUGUUUGUUUGUAUACAAAAUAAACACCUGACCCAUCAUUGGUAGUCAGUUCCUAAAUUUAGGUUUUCUUGGAUGUGAAACAGCAUUCAAAAACCAAACAUUUUAAAGUUUUAUGCAAGAAUGCUAUUCAUUAUAAUGAUUAUAUGGAGAACUAAAGUUGUAAAAUAAUCAUGUUGUGUAUAGACUAAAUCUAAUAUUUCUGCCACCUAAAUUAAUGGUGAAAGUUUUGAAAAUUAAAUAUAGAUAUUUUCAAGACACUGUUUAAAUUAUUUCUCCAUGUUUGUGUUGUAUAUAUAACAUGCUGUUGUAAUACAAUGUUCCUUGUUUCAAUCAUUAUUUCUUUUACUGCAAAGUUUUAACUUUUGUGUGAAUGGUUUCAUUAAUUAAUUGAAACCCUAACUAUGUAAAAUGGGAAAAGUUUUGUUUGUUAUUGCAUUCUUUGCCAGAGUCUGUACCAGACUUUGCUCAGUAUAUGCUGUUGGUUCAUGUGUCACAACUCUUGAGAUCUAAGCAUUGUUAUACAGACUGAACAUUAGAGAGUAAAUUACUUUCCUAAGAUACUAAAGGUGGUAAUAAUAGAAUCAAGAGAUAAACGCAGAACUUCAGGUGCUAGCAUCAGAGAUACUUCCUCAGUACCCAUGAUUCUCAAAGUGAGGUCUCUGGCCAAUAGCAUCAGCAUUACCUGGGAAUUUGUUAGGUAGCAAAUUCUCAGCUCCAUUUCAGACAUACUGAUUGAAAAACACUGCAUGUGGCACCCAGCAAUCCUUUUCAAAAUUCCUCUUGGUGACUAAUUCAUGUUAAAGUUUUAAGAUUCACCACUAUGUGUUAGUAGUUCUCCCACUUCUCAGGUUAGUAUCACCUUAAUUGCUUGUGAAACUCCUUAUGCCCAAGCUGCAUCUCAGAUGGGACUCUGUGGAUCUGAGACUCAGAUAGCACUAAAACAAAUUUCAUUAAACGAUUCCAUUAUACAACCUUAGUUAAAACUGUUCUGUGGCAUUUAAACCUAGAUAUUAUUUAAAUUAUUAAAUUAUAGACACUAUUCCAGCCAAGAUCAAAAAUUUCACUUGAGCAAUAAAAAUAAUGGAGCCCAGCUGUUUGAGAUUGUGCUCCAUGUGUAGAUAUGGAGUAAAAGUUGGAAUAUUGUUUUGCUCUUGAUGUGCUGAGGACAGAGUGAUCAGCCUCCAGCAAAAUGUAUGAUUAGUAUCUCAGCUUGUGCAUCUAUUAAGAUCCAAAUAUGGAACACUGAAAGCUACAAGGUAAACAGGUUCUAGGAUGACUGUUUUAGAGGUGAGAAGAUCAAGGCUCAGAGAGAUGACCCUUAUUUUAGUCAGACUUAGACUGUUUCAGAUACACCUUUUUGUCUCUUUUUUUGUCUUGAAUGUUUCCACUAGAUGAAUGCCCACAAAACUAUCCUUUUUAUCGCAGUGUAUUUCCUUCUCUCUUGGACUUUGAAGAAAGACCAGAAUUGAUAGACAGCUAAAGGAUAUUUUAAGCUUCAUGAUUGGAACAUGAGGUUCCAUUUAACAAUCCGUGAAAAACUUAACUACUCAGUCAGAUCAGUUCUUUCAAUCCCAGAAGUAUGGAAUUUGGCAGUGGGUAUUCUUUUUAUCGUGUGAAUAAGCAAUUAAAAAAUAUAUUUGAGUUGGAGACCAGCCUAGGAUACUUAGUGAGUUCAGGCCAGUCUAAACCACAUAGUGAGACCUUGUUUUAAAAAACAAAGCUAAACUAAAUUAAAUGUAUAUAAAUUUGAAGAAAUGAAGCACAGAACCAUAGACUGUUGAAAAUGGAGGCAAGUAGAAUCCCUGUAGUUUCUAUAGAGCCAAUAAAAAUUUUAUGAUAGCCACCUUUAAUAUAAAUGUUUCUUUGGACAAAUGAGAACUUUUUUCCUUCAGCAUGAGUGUCAGCCACAUGCUAGGUCCUGAAUAUAGAAAGAUAAAUAAAAUAUGAUUGCUCUAAGCUGAAAUUGCACAUGUGAGUGGAGGCUCUUGAGGCUAAAGUAUAUUUUUUUAACAUCACCUAGAAGCAGACCGUUGAAUUCUGAAGCUUUCUACCUCUCACAGUAAGUUCCGAGAGUUGGCUGUUUUCCCUGGGUAAACCCCUUUUUCUAUUGCUCUUUUAACCCCAAAUCUUUUUGAGACCAGCAUUUACAUCCAAAAGAUCAAUUAUGAUCUAAAGGAAGACAGUAUUUUAAGGAAUUCAUUUCUGAUUGGAACCAGAUUCUUAACUGCCAUAUUCUCUUACAUUUAUUUGUAGACUACAAAACCUGACACACUUGAUAAGAAUCUAUAUUAUAACAUGGUAUUGCUGCUUGUAACAAAUUGGAUUAUUGCAACCACUACAGCCUGUUAUAAAAAGCUUUCCUCACUGUUAAUAUUCUCUUUAUUUUUCAAGUUGGGGGGAGUAGGUUUAUUUACAUACACACACACCCAAAUCCUUCAUAAAUUUCUUGAGUAAUCCCCGGAAAUGGAGAUGAUCUUUCUUCCUAACUUGCAGUUUUGCAAAUGAACACAGAGAAGUGAAUCUCAUUUUAAUGCUGUGCCUACAAUGCUGAUUUGAAUGAGUUUCUAUUUACUGAACUGUAUUUUACCUCCAGUCUGUGUUAGUUCUUAUAAGAAUAUCUUCCUUAUAAACUUUGUGUUUUUUGUUUCCUUUCUACCUGAUUCUCAUGUCAGCUUAGAUCCCUGGACAUAAAUACAAAUCCAUAUCUCAGAUCAUAUAGGUGCCCAAUAGCAAUGUGAAAAACAUGUGGACGUAAAACCAUUUUAGGAACUAUCACUACAAAUUAAGUAUGUUAAUGUGGCUGUCAAAAGCUAUGAUAACUUGAAAUUUUGCCAUUUGACCAGAUACAGCAAAUGAGAUAAUGUAUCUAACUGUGCCUUGUGAACUGUGGCAUUCAAUAAAAUCUUGUUGAAUUUGUCA
Cavia porcellus (domestic guinea pig) is the source of this 5806-nucleotide messenger RNA. RefSeq names its product synaptojanin 2 binding protein (gene Synj2bp). The record is from RefSeq and is a predicted model, not a curated record. Gene Ontology annotation, biological process: receptor localization to synapse; receptor clustering; cell-cell adhesion. The transcript has 5 exons. Gene Ontology annotation, cellular component: neuromuscular junction; basolateral plasma membrane; neuron projection. The coding region runs from base 109 to 597 and encodes 162 amino acids. Gene Ontology annotation, molecular function: protein binding. Lineage: Eukaryota; Metazoa; Chordata; Mammalia; Rodentia; Caviidae.